Messenger RNA from Oryzias latipes (Japanese medaka), 23151 nucleotides. RefSeq lists its product as uncharacterized. Lineage: Eukaryota; Metazoa; Chordata; Actinopteri; Beloniformes; Adrianichthyidae. The record is from RefSeq and is a predicted model, not a curated record.
CAUGUAAGUACCAAAAAGGAUCAGGCUUUUCCACAAAAUUCUCAUGUUGAAUAACUCUGCUCCUAUCCAAGCAGCUUGUAACAGUUUGACGUUACAGAGGGUUAAUUAUCUCAGGAAAAAACAAACAAACAACCAACAGGUACUUUAAAAAUGUUUUGUUAAAAAUGGUUCCAUGGCAGAGAAAGGUAACCUGGCCCGUUUAUUUUUUUUAAGUUGAAGACAUUUGGCUUUUUUCCCACCAAAGACUUUCAUAAUUCUUAAUUCUAAAGAAAAAAAGAAAAAGAUUUUCAAAAGACCUACUUCUACUGUAAAUGUCUAGAAAAGACACAGUUGUUUUACUGUAUUGAGAAAAUCUGAAAUUGUAUUAUGCUUUGUCGUGUGUAGCAACCCUGCAAGAAACAAACAUUUAAGGUUUCGAAUUGUCACAAUUCUACAACUCGACUAGGUAGCUAGAAGGACUGGUUUGUUCACUUCAGAGAAUGGAAUCCCAACAAUACUUAUACUGUAUUUUUGCAUGAAGCAUGAAGAUGACUGAUUGGGGUUUCAUGUUUUUUUUUGGUUUUGUUGUCUUUAGCCUGAUUCCUUUAAAGCCUCCAACACUCAGAGUCACGUCACAUUUCUCUGAUACUUAGCUAUUAUAAAAGACUCAUCAAAGCAUCACAGAAAUAGUUGAAGAGCAGAAGGAUAAUGUUCAAGUCAUCUCUUAAGUUCUAUUACCUGGAUUUAAGUUUCUUUUGAGGAACUCAUCCUAUUUGAAUAAAAACUUUCAAUUUGAGGAGAGAUUUCUUAAAUUAUCCAGUUGAGAGGACAAACUGCAAUGGGACUUCAAAAAAUGUUUUUGCGCCUCCUCAUAAUAUCAGGUAUUCUAACAACAACCAUGACUGAUUUAUCAAAAAAGUCAGAUGCAACAUCAAUCUCACUCUCAACAAACGCAAGUGAAAUCUGCAACUGUUGCUGUGAAUGCUGUGUUGAUGAACAAACAACAAGCAAGAUUCAACAAACUACAACAGGAUCAACAAUUUGCCAAACGGAAGAAACAACAUCCCAAGACAAGACAACAGUGGUAGAGACAACUGCUAUAACAUUAACUCAUGGUUCGACAAAACCAAAAUCCCCAACAACAUUUUUGCAGACAACAUCAAGGACAGGCACACCUACCACAAUAAUUGAUGAGACCAACGUCUCAACUGCUGUAACUACGGCAACAACAGAGGUGAAGCCAACAACCACAGCUUUAUCCUCCACAGCAGUUACUAAUGCCACAAGUAGUCAUGCCAAAUCAACAACAACAGCAUUUGUACCUACAACAAGUACAGAGGCACCUUCUACAAGAACUCAUGAGGCCAGCGAUUCAACAACUGAAACUACAGAAAGAACAGAAGUGAAACCAACAACCACAGCUUUAUCCUCCACAUUAGUUACUGCUACCACACGCAAGAGUGCCACAUCAACUACAACAGUAUUUGUACCUACAACAAGUAGAGAGGCACCUUCUCAAAGAACUGAUGAGACUAGCGUUUCAACUGCUGAAACUACAGCAACAACAGAAGUGCAACCAACAACCACGGCUUCAAUAUCCACAACAGUUAAUACUGCCAAAAGCAGUGGAGCCACACCAACAACAACAGCAUUUGUACCUACAACAGAGUUGCCAACACAAACCUCAGCUACUUCCUUCACAACAAUUACUACUGCCACGAUACAUAGUGCAACACCAACGACAACAGCAUUUACACUGAUAACAAGUAAAGGCACACCUACAACAAUAAUUGAUGAAACCAGCGUCUCAAUUACUGUAACUAAGGCAACAAUAGAGGUGAAACCAAAAACCACAGCAUCAAUAUCCUCCACAACAGUUACUAAUGCCACAAGUAGUCAUGCCAAUUCAACUACAACAGCAUAUGUACCUACAACUAGUACAGAGGCACCCUCUACGAGGACUGAUGAGACCAGCGUUUCAACUGCUAAAACUACAGCAACAACAGAGGUGCAACCAACAAGCACAGCUUCAAUAUCCACAGUAGUUACUACUGCCAAAAGCAGUAAAGCCACACCAACAACAACAGCAUUUGUACAUACAAAAACAGAGUUGCCAACACCAACCUCAGCUACUUCCUUCAGAACAAUGACUACUGCAACAGAAAUUAGUGCAACACCAACAACAACGGCAUUUACACCAACAAGUACAGGCACACCUACCACAAAAAUUGAUGAGACCAGCAAUUCAACUGCUGAAACUACAGCAACAACAGAGGUGCAACCAACAACACAAGCUUUAUCCCCUACAACAGUUACUGCUGCCACACACAAGAGUGCCACAUCAUUUACAACAGUUUUUCUACCUACACCAAGUACAGAGUUACCUUCUAAAAGAACAGAUGAGGCCAGCGUCUUAACUGUUGAAACUACAGCAACAACAGAGAUGCAACCAACAACCACGGCUUUAUCCCCUACAACAGUUACUGCUGCCACACACAAGAGUGCCGCAUCAUCUACAACAACAUUUGUACAUACAACAAGUACAGAGUUACCUUCUACAAGAACUGAUGAGGCCAGCGUUUCAACUGCUGAAACUACAGCAACAACAGAGGUGCAACCAAUAACCACAGCUUCAACAUCCACAACAGUUACUACUACCAAAAGGAGUAAAGCCACACCAACAACAGCAGCAUUUGUACAUACAACAACCGAGUUGCCAACAGAGUACACAACACAAAUCUCAGCUACUUCCUUCACAACCAUUACUACUGCCACAGAAAUUAGUGCGAAACCAACAACAACAGCAUUCACACCAACAAGUACAGGCAUACCUACCACAUUAUUUGAUGAGACCAGAGAUUCAACUGCUGAAACUACAGCAACAACAGAGGUGCAACCAACAACACAAGCUUUAUCCCCUACAACAGUUACUGCUGCCACACACAAGAGUGCCACAUCAUCUACAACAGUUUUUGUACCUACACCAAGUACAGAGUUACCUUCUAAAAGAACAGAUGAGGCCAGCAUCUUAACUGCUGAAACUACAGCAACAACAGAGAUGCAAUCAACAACCACGGCUUUAUCCCCUACAACAGUUACUGCUGCCACACACAAGAGUGCCACAUCAUCUACAACAACAUUUGUACCUACAACAAGUACAGAGUUACCUUCUAUAAGAACUGAUGAGGCCAGCGUUUCAACUGCUGAAGCUACAGCAACAACAGAGGUGCAACCAACAACCACAGCUUCAAUAUCCACGACAGUUACUAAUACCAAAAGCAGUAAAGCCACUCCAAGAACAACAGCAUUUGUACAUAUAACAAACGAGUUGCCAACACAAACAUCAGCUACUUCCUUCACAACAAUUACUACUGCCAUAGAAAUUAGUGCAAAACCAACAAAAACAGCAUUCACACCAACAAGUACAAGCACACUUAUACAAUUAUUUGAUGAGACCAGAGAUUCAACUGCUGAAACUACAGCAACAACAGAGGUGAAACCAACAACCACAGCUUUAUCCCCUACAACAGUUACUGCUGCCACACACAAGAGUGCCACAUCAUCUACAACAGUGUUUGUACCUACACCAAGUACAGAGUUACCUUCUACAAGAACUGAUGAGGCCAGCGUUUCAACUGCUGAAACUACAGCAACAACAGAGGUGCAACCAACAACCACAGCUUCAAUAUCCACAACAGUUACUACUACCAAAAGCAGUAAAGCCACACCACCAACAACAGCAUUUGUACAUACAACAACCGAGUUGCCAACACAAACAUCAGCUACUUCCUUCACAACAACUACUACUGCCACAGAAAUUAGUGCAAAACCAACAACAACAGCAUUCACACCAACAAGUACAGGCUCACCUACCAAAUUAUUUGAUGAGACCAGCAAUUCAACUGCUGAAACUACAGCAACAACAGAGGUGCAACCAACAACCACAGCUUUAUCCCCUACAACAGUUACUGCUGCCACACACAAGAGUGCCACAUCAUCUACAACAGUGUUUCUACCUACACCAAGUACAGAGUUACCUUCUACAAGAACUGAUGAGGCCAGCGUUUCAACUGCUGAAACUACAGCAACAACAGAGGUGCAACCAACAACCACAGCUUUAUCCCCUACAACAGUUACUGCUGCCACACACAAGAGUGCCACAUCAUCUACAACAGUGUUUGUACCUACACCAAGUACAGAGUUACCUUCUACAAGAACUGAUGAGGCCAGCGUUUCAACUGCUGAAACUACAGCAACAACAGAGGUGCAACCAACAACCACAGCUUUAUCCCCUACAACAGUUACUGCUGCCACACCCAAGAGUGCCACAUCAUCUACAACAACAUUUGUACCUACAACAAGUACAGAGUUACCUUCUACAAAAACUGAUGAGGCCAGCGUUUCAACUGCUGAAACUACAGCAACAGACGUGAAACCAACAACCACAGCUUUAUCCCCUACAACAAUUACUGCUGCCACACACAAAAGCGCCACAUCAUCUACAACAGUAUUUGUACCUACACCAAGUACAGGCACACCUACCACAUUAUUUGAUGAGACCAGAGAUUCAACUGCUGAAACUACAGCAACAACAGAGGUGCAACCAACAACCACAGCUUUAUCCCCUACAACAGUUACUGCUGCCACACACAAGAGUGCCACAUCAUCUACAACAGUGUUUGUACCUACACCAAGUACAGAGUUACCUUCUACAAGAACUGAUGAGGCCAGCGUUUCAACUGCUGAAACUACAGCAACAACAGAGGUUCAACCAACAACCACAGCUUUAUCCCCUACAACAGUUACUGCUGCCACACACAAGAGUGCCACAUCAUCUACAACAACAUUUGUACCUACAACAAGUACAGAGGCACCUUCUACAAGAACUGAUGAGGCCAGCGUUUCAACUGUUGAAAAUACAGCAACAACAGAGGUGCAACCAACAACCACAGCUUCAAUAUCCACAACAGUUACCACUACCAAAAGCAGUAAAGCCGCACCAACAACAACAGCAUUUGUAUAUACAACAACAGAGUUUCCAACCGAGUUGCAAACACAAACAUCAGCUACUUCCUUCACAACAAUUACUACUGCCAUAGAAAUUAGUGCAAAACCAACAACAGCAUUCACACCAACAAGUACAGGCACACCUACCAAAUUAUUUGAUGAGACCAGAGAUUCAACUGCUGAAACUAUAGCAACAACAGAGGUGCAACCAACAACCACAGCUUUAUCCCCUACAACAGUUACUGCUGCCACACACAAGAGUGCCACAUCAUCUACAACAGUGUUUGUACCUACACCAAGUACAGAGUUACCUUCUACAAGAACUGAUGAGGCCAGCGUUUCAACUGCUGAAACUACAGCAACAACAGAGGUGCAACCAACAACCACAGCUUUAUCCCCUACAACAGUUACUGCUGCCACACACAAGAGUGCCACAUCAUCUACAUCAACAUUUGUACCUACAACAAGUACAGAAGCACCUUCUACAAGAACUGAUGAGGCCAGCGCUUCAACUGCUGAAACUACAGCAACAACAGAGGUGCAACCAACAACCACAGCUUCAAUAUCCACAACAGUUACAACUACCAAAAACAGUAAAGCCACACCACCAACAACAGCAUUUGUACAUACAACAACCGAGUUGCCAACACAAACCUCAGCUACUUCCUUCACAACAACUACUACUGCCACAGAAAUUAGUGCAAAACCAACAACAACAGCAUUUACACCAACAAGUACAGGCUCAACUACCAAAUUAUUUGAUGAGACCAGCAAUUCAACUGCUGAAACUACAGCAACAACAGAGGUGCAACCAACAACCAUAGCUUUAUCCCCUACAACAGUUACUGCUGCCACACACAAGAGUGCCACAUCAUCUACAACAGUGUUUGUACCUACACCAAGUACAGAGUUACCUUCUACAAGAACUGAUGAGGCCAGCGUUUCAACUGCUGAAACUACAGCAACAACAGAGGUGCAACCAACAACCACAGCUUUAUCCCCUACAACAGUUACUGCUGCCACACACAAGAGUGCCACAUCAUCUACAACAACAUUUGUACCUACAACAAGUACAGAGGCACCUUCUACAAGAACUGAUGAGGCCAGCGUUUCAACUGUUGAAACUACAGCAACAACAGAGGUGCAACCAACAACCACAGCUUCAAUAUCCACAACAGUUACAACUACCAAAAGGAGUAAAGCCGCACCAACAACAACAGCAUUUGUAUAUACAACAACAGAGUUUCCAACCGAGUUGCCAACACAAACCUCAGCUACUUCCUUCACAACAAUUACUACUGCCAUAGAAAUUAGUGCAAAACCAACAACAGCAUUUGUACAUACAACAACCGAGUUGCCAACACAAACCUCAGCUACUUCCCUCACAACAACUACUACUGCCACAGAAAUUAGUGCAAAACCAACAACAGCAUUCACACCAACAAGUACAGGCACACCUACCACAUUAUUUGAUGAGACCAGAGAUUCAACUGCUGAAACUACAGAAACAACAGAGGUGCAACCAACAACCACAGCUUUAUCCCCUACAACAGUUACUGCUGCCACACACAAGAGUGCCACAUCAUCUACAACAGUGUUUGUACCUACACCAAGUACAGAGUUACCUUCUACAAGAUCUGAUGAGGCCAGCGUUUCAACUGCUGAAACUACAGCAACAACAGAGGUGCAACCAACAACCACAGUUUUAUCCCCUACAACAGUUACUGCUGCCACACACAAGAGUGCCACAUCAUCUACAACAACAUUUGUACCUACAACAAGUACAGAAGCACCUUCUACAAGAACUGAUGAGGCCAGCGCUUCAACUGCUGAAACUACAGCAACAACAGAGGGGCAACCAACAACCACAGCUUCAAUAUCCACAACAGUUACAACUACGAAAAGCAGUAAAGCCACACCACCUACAACAGCAUUUGUACAUACAACAACCGAGUUGCCAACACAAACCUCAGCUACUUCCUUCACAACAACUACUACUGCCACAGAAAUUAGUGCAAAACCAACAACAACAGCAUUCACACCAACAAGUACAGGCUCAAAUACCAAAUUAUUUGAUGAGACCAGCAAUUCAACUGCUGAAACUACAGCAACAACAGAGGUGCAACCAACAACCACAGCUUUAUCCCCUACAACAGUUACUGCUGCCACACACAAGAGUGCCACAUCAUCUACAACAGUGUUUGUACCUACACCAAGUACAGAGUUACCUUCUACAAGAACUGAUGAAGCCAGCGUUUCAACUGCGGAAACUACAGCAACAACAGAGGUGCAACCAACAACCACAGCUUUAUCCCCUACAACAGUUACUGCUGCCACACACAAGAGUGCCACAUCAUCUACAACAACAUUUGUACCUACAACAAGUACAGAGUUACCUUCUACAAAAACUGAUGAGGCCAGCGUUUCAACUGCUGAAAAUACAGCAACAGAGGUGCAACCAACAACCACAGCUUUAUCCCCUACAACAGUUACUGCUGCCACACACAAGAGCGCCACAUCAUCUACAACAGUAUUUGUACAUACACAAAGUACAGAGACACCUUCUACAAGAACUGAUGAGGCCAGCGUUUCAACUGCUGAAACUACAGCAACAACAGAGGUGCAACCAACAACCACAGCUUUAUCCCCUACAACAGUUACUGCUGCCACACACAAGAGUGCCACAUCAUCUACAACAGUGUUUGUACCUACACCAAGUACAGAGUUACCUUCUACAAGAACUGAUGAGGCCAGCGUUUCAACUGCUGAAACUACAGCAACAACAGAGGUGCAGCCAACAACCACAGCUUUAUCCCCUACAACAGUUACUGCUGCCACACACAAGAGUGCCACAUCAUCUACAACAACAUUUGUACCUACAACAAGUACAGAAGCACCUUCUACAAGAACUGAUGAGGCCAGCGUUUCAACUGCUGAAACUACAGCAACAACAGAGGUGCAACCAACAACCACAGCUUCAAUAUCCACAACAGUUACAACUACCAAAAGCAGUAAAGCCACACCAACAACAACAGCAUUUGUACAUACAACAACAGAGUUUCCAACCGAGUUGCCAACACAAACCUCAGCUACUUCCUUCACAACAAUUACUACUGCCAUAGAAUUUAGUGCAAAACCAACAACAGCAUUCACACCAAAAAGUACAGGCACACCUACCACAUUAUUUGAUGAGACCAGAGAUUCAACUGCUGAAACUACAGCAACAACAGAGGUGCAACCAACAACCACAGCUUUAUCCCCUACAACAGUUACUGCUGCCACACACAAGAGUGCCACAUCAUCUACAACAGUGUUUGUACCUACACCAAGUACAGAGUUACCUUCUACAAGAACUGAUGAGGCCAGCGUUUCAACUGCUGAAACUACAGCAACAACAGAGGUGCAACCAACAACCACAGCUUUAUCCCCUACAACAGUUACUGCUGCGACAUACAAGAGUGCCACAUCAUCUACAACAACAUUUGUACCUACACCAAGUACAGAGUUACCUUCUACAAAAACUGAUGAGGCCAGCGUUUCAACUGCUGAAACUACAGCAACAACAGAGGUGCAACCAACAACCACAGCUUUAUCCCCUACAACAGUUAUUGCUGCCACACACAAGAGUGCCACAUCAUCUACAACAACAUUUGUACCUACAACAAGUACAGAGUUACCUUCUACAAAAAAUGAUGAGGCCAGCGUUUCAACUGCUGAAACUACAGCAACAACAGAGGUGCAACCAACAACCACAGCUUUAUCCCCUACAACAGUUACUGCUGCCACACACAAGAGUGCCACAUCAUCUACAACAGUGUUUGUACCUACACCAAGUACAGAGUUACCUUCUAUAAGAACUGAUGAGGCCAGCGUUUCAACUGCUGAAACUACAGCAACAACAGAGGUGCAACCAACAACCACAGCUUUAUCCCCUACAACAGUUACUGCUGCGACAUACAAGAGUGCCACAUCAUCUACAACAACAUUUGUACCUACACCAAGUACAGAGUUACCUUCUACAAAAACUGAUGAGGCCAGCGUUUCAACUGCUGAAACUACAGCAACAACAGAGGUGCAACCAACAACCACAGCUUUAUCCCCUACAACAGUUACUGCUGCCACACACAAGAGUGCCACAUCAUCUACAACAGUGUUUGUACCUACACCAAGUACAGAGUUACAUUCUACAAGAACUGAUGAGGCCAGCGUUUCAACUGCUGAAACUACAGCAACAACAGAGGUGCAACCAACAACCACAGCUUUAUCCCCUACAACAGUUAUUGCUGCCACACACAAGAGUGCCACAUCAUCUACAACAACAUUUGUACCUACAACAAGUACAGAGUUACCUUCUACAAAAACUGAUGAGGCCAGCGUUUCAACAGCUGAAACUACAGCAACAGAGGUGCAACCAACAACCACAGCUUUAUCCCCUACAACAGUUACUGCUGCCACACACAAGAGCGCCACAUCAUCUACAACAGUAUAUGUGCAUACACCAAGUACAGAGACACCUUCUACAAGAACUGAUGAGGCCAGCGUUUCAACUGCUGAAACUACAGCAACAACAGAGGUGCAACCAACAACCACACUUUUAUCCCCUACAACAGUUACUGCUGCCACACACAAGAGUGCCACAUCAUCUACAACAGUGUUUGUACCUACACCAAGUACAGAGUUACCUUCUAUAAGAACUGAUGAGGCCAGCGUUUCAACUGCUGAAACUACAGCAACAACAGAGGUGCAACCAACAACCACAGCUUUAUCCCCUACAACAGUUACUGCUGCGACAUACAAGAGUGCCACAUCAUCUACAACAACAUUUGUACCUACAACAAGUACAGAGUUACCUUCUACAAAAACUGAUGAGGCCAGUGUUUCAACUGCUGAAACUACAGCAACAACAGAGGUGCAACCAACAACCACAGCUUUAUCCCCUACAACAGUUACUGCUGCCACACACAAGAGUGCCACAUCAUCUACAACAACAUUUGUACCUACAACAAGUACAGAGUUACCUUCUACAAAAACUGAUGAGGCCAGCGUUUCAACUGCUGAAACUACAGCAACAGAGGUGCAACCAACAACCACAGCUUUAUCCCCUACAACAGUUACUGCUGCCACACACAAGAGCGCCACAUCAUCUACAACAGUAUAUGUACAUACACCAAGUACAGAGACACCUUCUACAAGAACUGAUGAGGCCAGCGUUUCAACUGCUGAAACUACAGCAACAACAGAGGUGCAACCAACAACCACAGCUUUAUCCCCUACAACAGUUACUGCUGCCACACACAAGAGUGCCACAUCAUCUACAACAGUGUUUGUACCUACACCAAGUACAGAGUUACCUUCUAUAAGAACUGAUGAGGCCAGCGUUUCAACUGCUGAAACUACAGCAACAACAGAGGUGCAACCAACAACCACAGCUUUAUCCCCUACAACAGUUACUGCUGCGACAUACAAGAGUGCCACAUCAUCUACAACAGUGUUUGUACCUACACCAAGUACAGAGUUACCUUCUAUAAGAACUGAUGAGGCCAGCGUUUCAACUGCUGAAACUACAGCAACAACAGAGGUGCAACCAACAACCACAGCUUUAUCCCCUACAACAGUUACUGCUGCGACAUACAAGAGUGCCACAUCAUCUACAACAACAUUUGUACCUACAACAAGUACAGAGUUACCUUCUACAAAAACUGAUGAGGCCAGUGUUUCAACUGCUGAAACUACAGCAACAACAGAGGUGCAACCAACAACCACAGCUUUAUCCCCUACAACAGUUACUGCUGCCACACACAAGAGUGCCACAUCAUCUACAACAACAUUUGUACCUACAACAAGUACAGAGUUACCUUCUACAAAAACUGAUGAGGCCAGCGUUUCAACUGCUGAAACUACAGCAACAGAGGUGCAACCAACAACCACAGCUUUAUCCCCUACAACAGUUACUGCUGCCACACACAAGAGCGCCACAUCAUCUACAACAGUAUAUGAACAUACACCAAGUACAGAGACACCUUCUACAAGAACUGAUGAGGCCAGCGUUUCAACUGCUGAAACUACAGCAACAACAGAGGUGCAACCAACAACCACAGCUUUAUCCCCUACAACAGUUACUGCUGCCACACACAAGAGUGCCACAUCAUCUACAACAGUGUUUGUACCUACACCAAGUACAGAGUUACCUUCUAUAAGAACUGAUGAGGCCAGCGUUUCAACUGCUGAAACUACAGCAACAACAGAGGUGCAACCAACAACCACAGCUUUAUCCCCUACAACAGUUACUGCUGCCACACACAAGAGUGCCACAUCAUCUACAACAACAUUUGUACCUACAACAAGUACAGAAGCACCUUCUACAAGAGCUGAUGAGGCCAGCGUUUCAACUGCUGAAACUACAGCAACAACAGAGGUGCAACCAACAACCACAGCUUCAAUAUCCACAACAGUUACAAAUACCAAAAGCAGUGAAGCCACACCAACAACAACAGCAUUUGUGCAUACAACAACCGAGUUGCCAACAGAGUUGCCAACACAAACCUCAGCUACUUCCUUCACAACAAUUACUACUGCCAUAGAAAUUAGUGCAAAACCAACAACAGCAUUCACACCAACGAGUACAGGCACACCUACCACAUUAUUUGAUGAGACCAGCGAUUCAACUGCUGAAACUACAGCAACAACAGAGGUGCAACCAACAACCACAGCUUUAUCCCCUACAACAGUUACUGCUGCCACACACAAGAGUGCCACAUCAUCUACAACAGUGUUUGUACAUACACCAAGUACAGAGACACCUUCUACAAAAACUGAUGAGGCCAGCGUUUCAACUGCUGAAACUACAGCAACAGAGGUGCAACCAACAACCACAGCUUUAUCCCCUACAACAGUUACAGCUGCCACACACAAGAGCGCCACAUCAUCUACAACAGUAUUUGUACAUACACCAAGUACAGAGACACCUUCUACAAGAACUGAUGAGGCCAGCGUUUCAACUGCGGAAACUACAGCAACAACAGAGGUGCAACCAACAACCACAGCUUUAUCCCCUACAACAGUUACUGCUGCCACACACAAGAGUGCCACAUCAUCUACAACAGUGUUUGUACCUACACCAAGUACAGAGUUACCUUCUACAAGAACUGAUGAGGCCAGCGUUUCAACUGCUGAAACUACAGCAACAACAGAGGUUCAACCAACAACCACAGCUUUAUCCCCUACAACAGUUACUGCUGCCACACACAAGAGUGCCACAUCAUCUACAACAACAAUUGUACCUACAACAAGUACAGAAGCACCUUCUACAAGAACUGAUGAGGCCAGCGUUUCAACUGCUGAAACUACAGCAACAACAGAGGUGCAACCAACAACCACAGUUUCAAUAUCCACAACAGUUACAACUACCAAAAGCAGUAAAGCCACACCAACAACAACAUCAUUUGUACAUACAACAACAGAGUUUCCAACCGAGUUGCCAACACAAACCUCAGCUACUUCCUUCACAACAAUUACUACUGCCAUAGAAAUUAGUGCAAAACCAACAACAGCAUUCACACCAAAAAGUACAGGCACACCUACCACAUUAUUUGAUGAGACCAGAGAUUCAACUGCUGAAACUACAGCAACAACAGAGGUGCAACCAACAACCACAGCUUUAUCCCCUACAACAGUUACUGCUGCCACACACAAGAGUGCCACAUCAUCUACAACAGUGUUUGUACCUACACCAAGUACAGAGUUACCGUCUACAAGAACUGAUGAGGCCAGCGUUUCAACUGCUGAAACUACAGCAACAACAGAGGUGCAACCAACAACCACAGCUUUAUCCCCUACAACAGUUACUGCUGCGACAUACAAGAGUGCCACAUCAUCUACAACAACAUUUGUACCUACAACAAGUACAGAGUUUCCUUCUACAAAAACUGAUGAGGCCAGCGUUUCAACUGCUGAAACUACAGCAACAACAGAGGUGCAACCAACAACCACAGCUUUAUCCCCUACAACAGUUACUGCUGCCACACACAAGAGUGCCACAUCAUCUACAACAGUGUUUGUACCUACACCAAGUACAGAGUUACAUUCUACAAGAACUGAUGAGGCCAGCGUUUCAACUGCUGAAACUACAGCAACAACAGAGGUGCAACCAACAACCACAGCUUUAUCCCCUACAACAGUUACUGCUGCCACACACAAGAGUGCCACAUCAUCUACAACAACAUUUGUACCUACAACAAGUACAGAAACACUUUCUACAAGAGCUGAUGAGGCCAGCGUUUCAACUGCUGCAACUACAGCAACAACAGAGGUGCAACCAACAACCACAGCUUCAAUAUCCACAACAGUUACAACUACCAAAAGCAGUGAAGCCACACCAACAACAACAGCAUUUGUGCGUACAACAACCGAGUUGCCAACAGAGUUGCCAACACAAACCUCAGCUACUUCCUUCACAACAAUUACUACUGCCACAGAAAUUAGUUUAAAACCAACAACAACAGCAUUCACACGAACAAGUACAGGCAUACCUACCACAUUAUUUGAUGAGACCAGAGAUUCAAUUGCUGAAACUACAGCAACAACAGAGGUGCAACCAACAACCACAGCUUUAUCCCCUACAACAGUUACUGCUGCCACACACAAGAGUGCCACAUCAUCUACAACAGUAUUUGUAACUACACCAAGUACAGAGUUACCUUCUACAAAAACUGAUGAGGCCAGCGUUUCAACUGCUGAAACUACAGCAACAACAGAGGUGCAACCAACAACCACAGCUUUAUCCCCUACAACAGUUACUGCUGCCACACACAAGAGUGCCACAUCAUCUACAACAGUGUUUGUACCUACACCAAGUACAGAGUUACCGUCUACAAGAACUGAUGAGGCCAGCGUUUCAACUGCUGAAACUACAGCAACAACAGAGGUGCAACCAACAACCACAGCUUUAUCCCCUACAACAGUUACUGCUGCGACAUACAAGAGUGCCACAUCAUCUACAACAACAUUUGUACCUACAACAAGUACAGAGUUACCUUCUACAAAAACUGAUGAGGCCAGCGUUUCAACUGCUGAAACUACAGCAACAACAGAGGUGCAACCAACAACCACAGCUUUAUCCCCUACAACAGUUACUGCUGCCACACACAAGAGUGCCACAUCAUCUACAACAGUGUUUGUACCUACACCAAGUACAGAGUUACAUUCUACAAGAACUGAUGAGGCCAGCGUUUCAACUGCUGAAACUACAGCAACAACAGAGGUGCAACCAACAACCACAGCUUUAUCCCCUACAACAGUUACUGCUGCCACACACAAGAGUGCCACAUCAUCUACAACAACAUUUGUACCUACAACAAGUACAGAAACACUUUCUACAAGAGCUGAUGAGGCCAGCGUUUCAACUGCUGCAACUACAGCAACAACAGAGGUGCAACCAACAACCACAGCUUCAAUAUCCACAACAGUUACAACUACCAAAAGCAGUGAAGCCACACCAACAACAACAGCAUUUGUGCGUACAACAACCGAGUUGCCAACAGAGUUGCCAACACAAACCUCAGCUACUUCCUUCACAACAAUUACUACUGCCACAGAAAUUAGUUUAAAACCAACAACAACAGCAUUCACACGAACAAGUACAGGCAUACCUACCACAUUAUUUGAUGAGACCAGAGAUUCAAUUGCUGAAACUACAGCAACAACAGAGGUGCAACCAACAACCACAGCUUUAUCCCCUACAACAGUUACUGCUGCCACACACAAGAGUGCCACAUCAUCUACAACAGUAUUUGUAACUACACCAAGUACAGAGUUACAUUCUACAAAAACUGAUGAGGCCAGCGUUUCAACUGCUGAAACUACAGCAACAACAGAAGUGCAACCAACAACCACAGCUUUAUCUCCUACAACAGUUACUGCUGCCACACACAAGAGUACCACAUCAUCUACAACAGUAUUUGUAACUAAACCAAGUGCAGAGUUACCUUCUACAAAAACUGAUGAGGCCAGCGUUUCAACUGCUGAAACUACAGCAACAACAGAGGUGCAACCAACAACCACAGCUUUAUCCCCUACAACAGUUACUGCUGCCACACACAAGAGUGCCACAUCAUCUACAACAUCAUUUGUACCUAAAACAAGUACAGAGGCACCUUCUACAAGAACUGAUGAGGCCAGCGUUUCAACUGCUGAAAGUACAGCAACAACAGAGGUGCAACCAACAACCACAACUUCAAUAUCCACAACAGUUACAAUGACCAAAAGCAGUAAAGCCACACCAACAACAACAGCAUUUGUACAUACAACAACCGAGUUGCCAACAGAGUUGCCAACACAAACCUCAGCUACUUCCUUCACAACAAUUACUACUGCCAUAGAAUUUAUUGCAAAACCAACAACAACAGCAUUCACACCAAAAAGUACAGGCAUACCUAACACAUUAUUUGAUGAGACCAGAGAUUCAACUGCUGAAAAUACAGCAACAACAGAGGUGCAACCAACAACACAAGCUUUAUCCCCUACAACAGUUACUGCUGCCACACACAAGAGUGCCACAUCAUCUACAACAACAUUUGUACCUACAAGUACAGAGGCACCUUCUACAAGAACUGAUGAGGCCAGCGUUUCAACUGCUGAAACUACAGCAACAACAGAGGUGCAACCAACAACCACAGCUUCAAUAUCCACAACAGUUACAAUGACCAAAAGCAGUAAAGCCACACCAACAACAACAGCAUUUGUACAUACAACAACCGAGUUGCCAACCGAGUUGCCAACACAAACGUCAGCUACUUCCUUCACAACAAUUACUACUGCCUCAGAAAUUAGUGCAAAACCAACAACAGCAGCACUCACACCAACAAGUACAGGCACACCUACCACAUUAUUUGAUGAGACCAGCGAUUCAACUGCUGAAACUACAGCAACAACAGAGGUACAACCAACAACACAAGCUUUAUCCCCUACAACAGUUACUGCUGCCACACACAAGAGUGCCACAUCAUCUACAACAGUAUUUGUAACUACACCAAGUACAGAGUUACCUUCUACAAAAACUGAUGAGGCCAGCGUUUCAACUGCUGAAACUACAGCAACAGAGGUGCAACUAACAACCACAGCUUUAUCCCCUACAACAGUUACUGCUGCCACACACAAGAGCGCCACAUCAUCUACAACAGUAUUUGUACCUACACCAAGUACAGAGACACCUUCUACAAGAACUGAUGAGGCCAGCGUUUCAACUGCUGAAACUACGGCAAAAACAGAGGUGCAACCAACAACCACAGCUUCAAUAUCCACAACAGUUACAACUACCGAAAACAGUAAAGCCACACCAACAACAACAGCAUGGGUACAUACAACAACUGAGUUGCCAACAAAGUUGCCAACACAAACCUCAGCUACUUCCUUCACAACAAUUACUACUGCCACAGAAAUUAGUGCAAAACCAACAACAAAAGCAUUUACACCAACAGGUACAGGCACACCUACCACAAUAAUUGAUAAGACCAGCGUCUCAACUGCUGAAACUACAGCAACAACAGAGGUGCAACCAACAACCACAGCUUUAUCCCCUACAACAGUUACUGCUGCCACACACAAGAGUGCCACAUCAUCUACAACAACAUUUGUAACUAAACCAAGUGCAGAGUUACCUUCUACAAAAACUGAUGAGGCCAGCGUUUCAACUGCUGAAACUACAGCGACAACAGCGGUGCAACAAACAACCACAGCUUCAAUAUCCACAACAGAUACUACUGCCAAAAGCAGUAGAGCCACACUACCAACACCAGCAUUUGAACCUACUACUAAAACAGAUGCACCUACCACAAGAGUUAAUGUAAGCGUUUUUUCAACUCCUGUAACUACAGCAACAACAGAGGUUCAACCAACAACCUCAACUUCUUCCCCUAUAACAGUUACUGCAACCACACCAGCUACUACAACAUCAUUUGUACCUAUGAUAAGUACAGAGGCACUUUCCACUAGAAUUGAUGUAAGCACUGUUACAACACCUGUCACUACAGCAACAACAGAGGUUCAACCAACAACCUCAACUUCUUCCCCUAUAACAGUUACUGCAACCACACCAACUACUACAACAGCAUUUUUACCCAUAACAAGUACAGAGGCACCUUCCACUAGAAUUGAUGUAAGCACUGUUACAACACAUGUAACUACAGCAACAACAGUGGUACAACCAAUAACCACAGUUUCUUCCUCCACAACACGUUUUACCACCGCAAGCAGUAGUGUCACUCCAUUAACAACAGCAUUUGUCCCGCAUACAAGUUCAGAUGCACUUACCACAAACAUUGAGUUAAGCACCGUUUCAAUGGCUUUAACUACAGUAAGAACAAAGGUGCAACCAACAACCUCAAUGUUUUCCCCUACAACAGUUACUAGUACCACAAACAAUAGCGCAACACCAACAAAAACAGCAUUUACACUUAGAACAAGUGGAGAGGCAUCCACCACAAGCAGUGAUUUAAGCCCUGUUUCAACUGAUGUAACUGAUGUAACUACAGCAGCAACAGAAGUGCCAACAUCAACUUUAGCUACUUUCUUUACAACAGUUACUAGUACCACUAGCAGUAGUGCCACACCAAUAACAGCAUUUUCACCUACUACAAGUACUGGCACACCUACUGCAAGAGGUAAUGUAAGCACUUUUUCGACUGCUGCAACAACAGCAACAACAGAGGUGCCAACACUACCCUUAACUUCCUCCCCCACAGCAGUUACUACUAUCACAAGCAGCAGUGCCACACCAAAUACAGCAGCAUUUCUACCUACAACAAGUACAGGCACACCUACCGCAAGAGUUGAUUUAAGCACUUUUUCAACUGGUAUAACUACUGCAACAUCAAAAUUGCAAACGCCCACCAUUUCAUCCCCCAUAACAAUUAGUACUGUGUUUAGCAGUAUAAAUUCCCCGACAACAAUUUUAGCUAAAAUAUCAACAUUCAAUUCUGAAGCCACAAAAAUACCUACUUUCACUAAUAAUAAAUGCUGUGAAUGUUGUUUGAAAUUUCAAAAAACAAUCACAGACACACCCUCAACGGUAUGUUCAACAUUGUCUAACACUUUUGGAACUUCAGACAGAAUAAAAAGCACAAAUCUUCCAUCAACAACCGACUCUUUUUCAUUGGGAACCACAACUGGACCAACAACCACAGCUGUACCGAUAACAUCAUCUACCAGAACAAAAGAAGCUUUAGUUGUAACAAGAUUUCCUUAUACUAGCUUAGGCGCAUUCUCAACAGAAACCUUAAUGAUACCACUUACACAUAGAACUGCUCCUACCAUCACAGCUCUCCCAGAUAGUAUUACAAGUGGAAAAACAGCAGUUACAAUAACAAAUAUCAAUGCUGCAAAAACCGCCACAACAUUUAAGGAAAUUACUACAACCACCACCAUGACUACAACUAAGCUAACAACUACAUCUACCACCAUGAAGCUAAAAACUACAAUGGAACAAGUGACUAACACCACGUUAACUACAACAAAUGGGGAAAAAACAAAUGCCACCAUGGCCUCAACUACGCUAACGAGUCCAACCACCACUAACAAGACAAAGCCAACAGCUACAACUGCUGAAACCAAGGCAUCGACCACAGGAACUACUACAGACAGCAUAAAUAGGCCACAAUCUACAACCACCACACCUACCACAACUAUUACAGAUAGGAUAACAAAUACAAAAAUUAUAUCAACCAGAAUGUCCACAACCAAGACAAUUAUGACUACCAUAACUGAGCCAACAACCACAACCAUCACCACAGCUAAGCCAGCAACUACAACAACUGUAGCAUCUACCAUUGCCAACUUUACAGCAUCUGUGGCCACAAUCAAUUCAACAGUCACAAUCACAUCCUCCCCUGUAGCAGUAGCACCGACAAUUGUACCAUCUCUGAAACCAUCAACAAUAGCUGUAAAAACUACAGCUGGAGUUGGAUCCACCCCAACAUUUAAAGCCACAAGCACUAUCUCGAUUCAACCAAUAACCACUGUAACUGAGCAAAAAGCUACAACUGCCUCAACGAAGCCACCAGCUAUCACAUCUACUAUAGAUAAGCCAACACAUACAACUACUAUAGCUACUAGAGCUUCCACAGCCAAGCCAACAACUGUAAUAACCCCCGCAGAUACCACAACUAAGCCAACAAACACAACUGAGUCAAAACCUACAAUUGCUACAACUAAGCUAUUAACUACUACUAUCACUAGAGAGAUCACAAUUAGCCCAAAGUCUACCACCAUCCAAUCUACUACAACUGAGAAAAAAGCUACAACUGACUCAGCCAAGCCACCAGCUACCACAAAUAGUAAAGUUAGUACAAUUCAGCCAAUAUUUACAACAACAACAUCUACCAUAGACAAGCCAACAAAUAAAACUACUAUAGCUAGUAGAGCUACCACAGUUAAGCCAACAACUGCAAACCCCCCUGCAACUACCAUACCAGUUACUACAACUACAACUACUGAGAUAAUAACAACAAGACAAAUGAGGUUUAGAUCACCUGGAGAGACAUUCACUACUGAUUUGCUGGAUUCGUCUUCUGCUGGAUUUAAAAAUCGAGCCUCUUUGUUGAAGUUUACACUUGAGCCAUACUACAAACAAGGAUUUUCUUCAUUCCGCUAUUUGACAGUGAUUGCCUUCAGCAAUGGAUCCAUCUUCAACACCAUGAACCUUGGUUUUGCAUCAACAUCUGUUCCUAGUAGCUCUCAGAUUGCUAAUGUUUUGAUUAAUGCAGCAUCAAACAUUUCAGCUUUUAAUAUUGAUGUCAACUCUAUAACUGUGGAUGGCACACAGAUACCCACAAUUGAACCAACCACUGUAGCAUCUAUCAUUGCCAACUUUACAGCAUCUGUGGCCACAAUCAAUUCAACAAUCACGAUCACAUCCUCCCCUGUAGCAGUAGCACCGACAAUUGUACCAUCUCUGAAACCAUCAACAAUAGCUGUAAAAACUACAGCUGGAGUUGGCUUCACCACAACAUUCAAAGCCAUAAGCACUAUCUUGAUUCAACCAAUAACCACAACAAUUGAGCCAAAAGUUACAACUGCUUUGACUAAGCCACCAGCUACCACAAAUAGGGGAGUUAGUACAAUUCAGCUAACAUCUACAACCAAAGCAUCUACUACAGAGAGGCCAGCAACUACAACCACCACAACUAAGCCAACAACUGCAACUACCACAACUAAUUCAACAACUACAACCACCACAAAUAAGCCAACAACUACAACCACCACAACUAAGCCAGCAACGACAGCCACCACAACUAAGCCAACAACUACAACCACCAUAACUAAGCCAACAAGUACAACGACCAUAACUAAGCCAACAACUACAACCACCACAACUAAUUCAACAACUACAACCACCACAACCAGGCCAACAACUACAACCACCAUAACUAAGCCAACAAGUACAACCACCAUAACUAAGCCAACAAGUACACCUACCACAACUAAUUCAACAACUACUACCACCACAACUAAGCCAACAAGUACAACCACCAUAACUAAGCCAACAAGUACAACCACCAUAACUAAGCCAACAACUACAACCACCACAACUAAUUCAACAACUACAACCACCACAACUAAGCCAACAACUACAACCACCAUAACUAAGCCAACAAGUACAACCACCACAACUAAUUCAACAACUACUACCACCACAACUACAACCACCACAACUAAGCCAACAAGUACAACCACCACAACUAAGCCAACAAGUACAACCACCUUAACUAAGCCAACAACUACAACCACCACAACUAAAUCAACAACUACAACCACCACAACUAGGCCAACAACUACAACCACCAUAACUAAGCCAACAAGUACACCCACCACAACUAAUUCAACAACUACUACCACCACAACUAAGCCAACAAGUACAACCACCAUAACUAAGCCAACAAGUACAACCACCAUAACUAAGCCAACAGCUACAACCACCACAACUAAUUCAACAACUACAACCACCACAACUAAGCCAGCAACUACAACCACCAUAACUAAGCCAACAAGUACAACCACCACAACUAAUUCAACAACUACUACCACCACAACUACGCCAACAACUACAACCACCAUAACUAAGCCAACAAGUACAACCACCACAACUAAGCCAACAACUACAACCACCACAAGUAAGCCAACAACUGCAACUACCACAACUAAUUCAACAACUACAACCAUCACAACUAAGCCAACAACUACAACCACCACAACUAAUUCAACAACUACAACCACCACAACUAAGCCAACAACUACAACCACCACAACUAAUUCAACAACUACAACCACCACAACUAAGCCAACAACUAUAACCACCAUAACUAAGCCAACAGGUACAACCACCACAACUAAGCCAACAACCACAACCACCACAAUUAAUUCAACAACUACAACCACCACAACUAAGCCAACAACUACAACCACCAUAACUAAGCCAACAACUACAACCACCACAACUAAGCCAACAACUACAACUACUACAGUUCAACCUCCCCCACCACCAGUGUUUGUAGUUGUUGCAGUGUUGAUAUACACCUUUCAACCCGAACUUGAGGAUAAAAACAGCAAAGAGUUCAAGGCUCUUGAAACUCAAGUUGUAGUUUUGUAUGAGUUCAUCUACAGGGCCAAAUUUGGACUGCUCUUUCUUCGUUGUUUUGUAAUUGCAUUCACACCGUCUACAAGGGGAACACGUGCAAUGGAUACUGAAGCUCAAAUGGGGGUUGAGUUCAGAACAAAUGCAACUGCAGCGGAAAUUCCCGAUUCUAAAACUGUUUCAGAAACCUUAAUUCAGGGGGUUGUUAAUGCCAGCACCACCUUUAACAUCUCUGUUCGAACUGACACCAUUCAAGUGAUACAGACACCUGCAAUUAUCACAACAACUGCCAAUUCUACAGCCACAACAACUGCCAGUUCUACAGCCACAAUCAAUUCAACAACUACAAUGACAUCUUCUCCUACAACAUUACCAGCAACCAUUGUGACAACUUUAAAACCAUUAACAACAGAUAUACAAACGAUGCCGAUUACUACAACGACAACUACUGAGAUAAUAACAACAAGACAAAUGAGGUUUAGAUCACCUGGAGAGACAUUCACUACUGAUUUGCUGGAUUCGUCAUCUACUAGAUUUACAAGUCGAGCCUCUUUGUUGAAGUCUACACUUGAGCCAUACUACAAACAAGGAUUUUCGUCAUUCCGCUAUUUGACAGUGAUUGCCUUCAGCAAUGGAUCAAUCUUCAACACCAUGAACCUUGGUUUUGGAUCAACAUCUGUUCCUAGUAGCUCUCAGAUUGCUAAUGUUUUGAUUAAUGCAGCAUCAAACAUUACAGCUUUUAAUAUUGAUGUCAACUCUAUAACUGUGGAUGGCACACAGGUCUCAAAUGGAGUGGCCCACAAGAUCAGUCUAAUUACUGCCUUCUGGAUGGUGCUGUUAUCAUGGUUACUGUCAAGUCAGAACUAGCCUCUGUACUGAUUACUCUAAGAAAUACUUGUAAAAUUGUAAUCUUUGUUAAAUAAAAAAUCUCUCUUUUUAAAUCAGAAAUAAAAACCAAAGGUAAUUCAAUUACAAUAUUCAUCAAAGCAAAACAAGAUUCAAGCCAUCCUGAAAACAUUGAAACCAGCACUAAAGACAUAUUCUGCUUAAUCAAAUAUAUCAUGGAAACUUUAGGCAUUUACAUGAAACUCACUUUGGCACUUGUUUUUCUUGUUUGUCCUUUUUUAACCCUUUAACACCGGAAGUGUCGCCAGUGACCGCAAUAAACACAAACUCUUUGAAGUCCGUAACUGUUCGACUGUUUAUGCAAUUAACGUUGUUAAGAAAGGAUUUCAGUUUUUCGUGUAAUACUUAACUACUGUGUUUCAAAUCAUUGUGAAGCUCCUUUUCUCAUCUUCAGAAUCUGUUGGAAUUACAUCAAAUACAUUAAAACAUCGAAAGCUCCAGUGUUAAAUACUUAACUGAGAACCACCUUUUUAGAUUUUUCCUAUACCGUAGAAUAUAGAAAAUUGUUUUUCUAUCUUUAAAAAGCUGCACUUUUAUAAGAUCAUACAUAAUAUUUUAAAUAACAGAAAUAAAUAUGUUUUAUAAAAAGUGUAUUAGUUCUCUAAUAAAGGAAUUAUUAUGUACAUACAAUCAAA